Molecule: messenger RNA, 1105 nt
Organism: Ectocarpus sp. CCAP 1310/34
Lineage: Eukaryota; Phaeophyceae; Ectocarpales; Ectocarpaceae
Source: the annotation of a GenBank genome assembly
UCAGGAAAUGUCUGACUUCUACGAGGAGAAGCUGAAGCAAGCCGGCGUUCGACUCGAGAAGAACGUCACCGCGGAGCGGCUAUGGGGGUUGGAGGAGCAGGCAAGGACCCCAGGCGCUUGGCAGACACAGCAGUCUGCUACGAUUAUCGUGGACAUAUGUUACCGUGGGGAGUUCGAUACCCUGGGAGGCCGCCGGGUGCACUUCGGCCCCGCGCCCCGGGGGUUCACCGAGUGUCGAGGAGUAGUCCUGCGCAAUACGGAAGAUUGCUUGAUCCAUGUGCCUGCCCGCACUGUCAUCAUCGGCAUCGGCGCGGUGCCCAACUCGGAGUUGUUUCGGGGGAAGCUCGAGAUGUCCGAGGUGGGGACGGGGGACGGACGGUUGGACGGCGGCAUUCUGGUUGACUCCCAGUGCCGUACGGCGGUACAGCCCCCUUCCGAAGACGGGGGCGGCGGCGGCAUUGAUGUCGGUAGCGCUGCUCCCCCCCGGCCUAUCUACGCAGCCGGGGACGUGGCGGCGUUUCCCCUGGCGCUGGAGGGCUUCGCUGCUGUGAGAUACGAGCACAUCCAAAACGCCCGGGACAUGGCUAUCUGUGCCGCGAAAAAUAUGGUGGGAAGUUCCGCGUGGGGAAGCCUGGUUUCGAGCGCCGGGGAAGCGGGGUUCCAGAAGGACUACUACGGCGGCGGGGAGCUUCCCACCUAUCAACCCGUUCCGGGCUUUUCGUCCCGGUUCCUGGGUCUCAGCUGGAGGUUGGAGUUCGGUUCUCUCUCGGAGGCGAUGCUCUCCACCACCUUCCAUCGAUAUCCUGGCAUUUUUAACUUUCCAUACAUUGCCCGUCACUCCCUUCCUUUUGGUGUUUUUCCACUUCACCACGGCACGUUGACACGACGCUUCCUCCGUCUCCGCGUGCCUGGACGUAAACUUCCGAGAAGAUUCUACGGCGUGGCGGAGGGGGAGGUGGUGGUCCUCGGGGCGGCGGAAUUCCGAACGACCCGGACGUUCGGGGCUUUCUGGGUCCGGAAGGAGAGAGUGGUGGGCGCUUUCCUCGAGGGGGGAACCAUCGAGCAGCAGAUAGCCGUGGCUCAGGCCUUUGCCGCCAAGCCUUAA